Auanema sp. JU1783 is the source of this 492-nucleotide messenger RNA. The record is from the annotation of a GenBank genome assembly. Lineage: Eukaryota; Metazoa; Nematoda; Chromadorea; Rhabditida; Rhabditidae.
AUGAGAGUUGUGUUAUUGGUUGCUGUUAUUGCUGCAGUGUCAGCUCAGCAGUGCGAAGUAUGUACCAAGGUGUUAACUGAUGCCAUGGCCAAAGUACCAGUAGCAGAAGCCAAAAAACCAGACAGCAUUGGAAAAGUUAUAAGAGAACAUUGUGCUAAAACUAUUAACAAGGAAAACAAAUUCUGUUUUUAUAUUGGAGCCUUACCCGAAUCAGCUACCUCUAUUAUGAAUGAUGUUCAAAAGCCACUCUCUUGGUCUAUGCCUCCUGCCAAGGUCUGCGAAAAGUUAAAAACCAAGGACCAGCAAAUCUGCGAAUUGAAAUAUGAUAAGCCACUCGAUUGGAAGACAAUUGAUUUGAAAAAAAUGAGAGUGAAGGAAUUGAAAAAUAUUCUUUUAGAAUGGGGAGAGACUUGUAAAGGAUGUACUGAAAAGACCGAAUUCAUCAAAAAAAUCGAAGAAUUGAAACCUAAGUAUGUUAAGGAAGAGCUUUAA